GUGUGGAUUUUCUUCUAUGCCGUCUUCUCAGCGCCCUUCCUCUGAUUUGGAAUUGGUGGGAUUCUUAGAAUUCAGAGAGAUCAACAGCAAUUAAGCAAGCAUGACUAGAAAGAAGGUGAAGUUGGCAUUCAUAGUGAAUGACUCAGCUAGGAAGGCAACAUUCAAGAAGAGGAAGAAGGGUCUGAUGAAGAAGGUGAGUGAACUUAGCACCCUCUGUGGGAUUGAUGCAUGUGCUAUAGUUUAUAGUCCUUAUGAUCCUCAACCUGAGGUUUGGCCAUCCCCAAUGGGGGUUCAAAGGGUGCUUGCCAAGUUCAGGAGAAUGCCUGAAUUGGAGCAAAGCAAGAAGAUGGUGAACCAAGAGAGUUUUCUGAGGCAGAGAAUCCUAAAGGCCAAAGACCAGUUGAAGAAACAAAGGAAGGACAAUAGGGAAAAAGAGAUGACUCAGCUCAUGUUUCAGUACCUCAGUGCUGGUAAAAUUAUGCAUAAUAUAAGCAUGGUUGAUUUGAAUGAUCUGGCAUGGUUGAUUGACCAGAAUCUGAAGGACAUCAACAGAAGGAUUGAGGUGUUGACUAAGAAUGCUCAGAGUCAAACCCAAGUUGCAGCACCAGCGGUGACUGAUGCUGUUUCCAAGAUUGAAGACAAGGGGCAAGGGAGUCAUAGUGGCCAGGGAUUUGAUAUCAACAUGGAUCUCAUGCAGAAGCAGAACUGGUUUAUGAACUUGAUGAAUAAUGGUGGUGGUGGGAAUGAGACUAUGCCUUUUGGAGAUGUUAAUCAACAAAAUGGCUUUUGGCCAAACCCAUUUUUCCAUUGAAAGAUGCACGUGCUUGGUUUGAUGUUUAGUUAUCAUUGGCAUUCACUUUUGUGUCUGAGCAUGAGAAUAAGUGACCAAGGAAUCAUGGUAAAAAAGGGUUCUUAAAUAGAAUAAAUACCCUUCUGGUGUGGCUGUUUAUUUGAAGAUUUGGUACUGUUUAGAAAAGGAAGCAUGUUUACCUUCCGAAAAAAGUUGUAAAUUACUUUAUCCCAUGAAUUAAUUUAUAGUUUCUUAUCAUGUUCUUGAAAAAAUGUCAUUACCUUUCAUAAUACUAUUAACAGGCGUUGCUUGUUUAGCAGAAUCUAAAAUUGAAAUACAGAAAAAAGAAGAAGCUUAAAGUAGUACUUUAUGUUUUUCUUUUAAAGAUGGAGUUAUAAACAAGUGUUGGUUGUUUGAGAUAUCAUGCCAUUGAUUUACUGCAUAUAAUUAGUGUACCCUUGAGAUGCCAACUUUAUUGGAAUAUUUUAAUUUCACAGUGGGAUUAUAAGCAUGUCACCUUUAUUUUAAAAAAAAAGAUCUGAUGCAUCAUGACUAGGAUUGUCACCACACCAUCAUUGCUUCCACUCUUGAUCAUCACCACCAGCUCCACUGUAGUAAAAAUCAUGUCCUAAG
Molecule: messenger RNA, 1423 nt
Organism: Vigna unguiculata (cowpea)
Lineage: Eukaryota; Viridiplantae; Streptophyta; Magnoliopsida; Fabales; Fabaceae
Product: agamous-like MADS-box protein AGL80
Biological process (GO): positive regulation of transcription by RNA polymerase II
Molecular function (GO): DNA-binding transcription factor activity, RNA polymerase II-specific; RNA polymerase II cis-regulatory region sequence-specific DNA binding; protein dimerization activity
Source: RefSeq, a predicted model, not a curated record